Messenger RNA from Plasmodium inui San Antonio 1, 1503 nucleotides. RefSeq lists its product as hypothetical. The record is from RefSeq and is a predicted model, not a curated record. The transcript has a single exon. NCBI's taxonomy places the organism in Eukaryota, Apicomplexa, Aconoidasida, Haemosporida, Plasmodiidae. Bases 1 to 1503 code for a protein of 500 amino acids. Gene Ontology annotation, molecular function: nucleoside triphosphate diphosphatase activity.
AUGAGCACGGCGAACGGCGAGGAAUGCAAACUGAUGCAAAGAUACCCCAGCAAAAAGAAAGACCUAAGCAAUGGCACAUGCUCAGCGAAGGAGAAAGAUGCAAGCAGAAGGAAACAAUCAUUCAAUGACUUCGAACUCGAAAUUGACGAUGACAUUAUCACUCACUUGUCUUCUCGCAUAUGCAACAAAAAUGUUACACAUAAAAUACUAAAGAUCAACAAUUUGAUAGAUGACCAGAUGCAUGACUAUAUCGCGAAUAGUCCAACGUCCGAGGUAAGUGAAUCCAACGAUGAGAGUGACACCCACGAAAGUGUGGAGAAAGCACAGUUAAAUUUACGUAAUGGUUGUGCGGUUUGUCAAAAUGGAGAUGAAGAAUCUUCCAGCAACAGCCUUUCGCACGAUAAUCCCGAAAGGAGGGGCAUCUCAUAUGAACAGAUACCCACGUAUGAGCUUAACAAGGAGGGGCAAGGGAAGAGCAAAGAGAAAAGUAAAGGUAAGGGGAAAGGACAGCUGAAUUCGGAUCGCCCCCCUUUGGAACAACACCUUGCGGAUGGGCGCACCGAUUUUGACAGAAUAAAAAUGAUAAACUUGCUAGGUGAAAACACAAUUGUAUACAACAUCCGGGAUGACCAGAACAACGUACUCUUCCUAUGCUAUGAUGAAAAGAGCGAAGAGUGCGAUGUGUGCGAUAGAUACAGGAGAAAUUACAUGUCCAAUAUGCAUCCGUCCAGUUGCGCUCACCUGCGGGGGGGAGACGCCGCCAACGGGGUUGCGGCGAUCAGCGAGAUUGCCGCGAUGAACGGGACUGUCGCGAUGAACAAGCCUGUCGCGAUGAACGGCUCUACCGCGACCAACGGGACUACCGUCCCGAACGCACUAAGCGAGUACUUCUUCGUUCUGGGGUCGACUUCCAACUCGAGGAAAUACAUACUGAAGCAGAGCAGCCUGGACUUCCUCUCAGUGCGCAUACACAUCGAUGAGAAAAAAAUAGGAUGCAGGAAAAGCCACGAUCCGCUAACCCUAACGUCCAACAUAGCAGUGGGAAAGGGAUUGAAGCUACUAAAUAUGAUUAAGACAGACAGUGCACUACACAAAAAAAUUGCCGAUCUGAGUAAAGGGAAAAAAGUUGUCCUCUUGGUCGGAGAUGAAGUCAUAUACUGCAACAACAAAAUCUACGAGAAACCAAAAAAUGAAAAGGAAGCUUCUGACUUCCUCAAAUCCUACAACAACAACAAAUGUUAUAGUUACAGUAGCAUCACGCUAAUCGAAUUAGAAACCGAAAAAAUUAUCACCGGUAUUGAUGAAUCUAUUGUUAACAUAUACGACAUGGACGAUUCAGUCGUGAAGAAAAUCCUUGAUGAUUCUUCUAUAUACUUCUGCGCAGGGGCAUUGAAAAUUGAAAACAUUCACAUGCAGAAGUAUAUAAAAGUUAUCAAAGGAAAUAUUGACAGCAUCUUCGGUUUGUCACUAAAUCUUCUCUUCCACCUUGUCAACUUUCUGUGA